Molecule: messenger RNA, 1138 nt
Organism: Phragmites australis (common reed)
Lineage: Eukaryota; Viridiplantae; Streptophyta; Magnoliopsida; Poales; Poaceae
Product: cysteine proteinase inhibitor 10-like
Exons: 1
Coding region: 65-490 (141 amino acids)
Molecular function (GO): cysteine-type endopeptidase inhibitor activity
Source: RefSeq, a predicted model, not a curated record
UCAGAUCUACACUUUACAUAUACACGUACUCCAAGCCUGCCCCUCCACCGUAUCACCACAAGCAAUGGAAAGAACCGCCACCUCCACCACAGGCGCCACCUCCCUCCUACUCCUACUCCUCCUCAUCGUCGCCACCUCCGUGGCCGCCGAAGCAGCGUCCGCACCGGCGGCCGUGGUGGGCGGGCGGAGGGAUAUCAAGGACGUAGGCUCGAACAAGGAGGUGCAGUCCCUGGGCCGGUUCGCCGUGGCCGAGCACAACCGCCGCCUCCGUCACGGCGGCGGCCGCGGCAACGACCCCGUCUCGGUCCUCCUCUCCUUCAGGGCAGUGGCCGCGGCGCAGGAGCAGGUCGUCUCCGGCGUGGCGUACUACCUGAAGGUCAUCGCGCGGGACCGAGCCACCGGCUGCGACAGGCCGUUCGACGCGGUCGUGGUCGUCAGGGCGUGGCUCAUGUCCAAGGAGCUCGUCUCCUUCACGCCUUCCCAGAAGUAGUAGUGACCGCGCCUGCGCAGGCACAUGGACGUGCGUCGCUGGUUUUGCGCUCUUGCUUUCUUUGGGUUCUACGUAAUAGCAUCUACAAAUUGAAUAAAUUCGGUUCAUGCUUAACAGAUGCAUGGACGAUUCACUUUGAAUUAUGUUACACUGGAGUGUGUUCGUUUGGGUUGUUGAUGCUGACGUACGUGCUUAAGGUUUUAUACAUAAUUGAGAAACUAGAACUGUGCAACAUUUCAACGAAUGAACCUAUAGCAUCUUCGCUGUUCAUAUUAUUAUUAGAAAUUACGAGCAACAACUUGAGCCGGCCGGUUGCUUUUCCUCAGUCCUCUCGCGCGCUCGUCGAUUGUGCUGCCGCGCAAGGAAACGACCAAGAUGAAGCAUUCAGAGUAGAGCAAGCAGGCGCGGCGCUGCACGGUCUUCAGGGUCCAAUUCGGCCGUGCCCGUUGCGUGGGUCUUUUAGAGAAGGAAAAUUUGUGUGUAUGGCACUCAGAGUUUGUGGUUUUGCUCCUGUUUCAUCUCACACUUGUUAUUUGUGUAUAUGCCACUGGAAUGCAUGUGUGUCACUAGCCUUGAUGUACAUGGAAUUUGUGUCUAUGGCACUCAGAGUUUAUGGUUUUCCUCGUGUUUCAUCUCAAACUUGUUAUU